AUGAUUGAUCUCCCUCCGCAGGCGGCGACUCAGGUGCCUGCUAAUACCCCCGUCUACAAGGACGAGUGCAUGUUCACGUUCGACACCCCCGAGCUGAACGCCGAAGGGCUCGACGUCGACGUCAUCACUUACCGGGGCUACGCCCGAACCAGCCAAAACAAUUUCACUGGCGACAACUAUGCCCGGACGGGGAACCGCUACUAUUUGAAUAUCCGCAAACAGCGUAAGCCCGAGGCGCCGCUGGCGCUUGUGGGUGCUGGUGGCGACGGCGAGAAGCCCGCCAAGCUCCAGAAGCUUGCCGUGAAAGAUAUUGCCGAUGAAGACGUGUGGGACUAUUUGUACCGUGUUUACGAUGCGGAAACUGACCAAUACUUCCCUCUCCUGGACCUUUCGGAGCCGUUUCAACGGCUUGUGGCCCUGAUUAUUGAGGCGAAGCUGAGCACGCGCCAGGACGAGAUUCUGACGUGGGAACACGAAAUCGGCGUCUGUCCUCACUCCAUCGACAUUGUCCAACACCCCAUUGAGCCGUUGCCGUCGUUAAAACACUGUGGCCAGUGUGAUUUGACGCAAAACUUGUGGAUCUGUUUGGAGUGUGGUACCCUUGGUUGUGGCCGCCAGCAGUUUGGUCUGGACUUACCGGGUAACUCUCACGCAUUAGCCCACUAUGAAACCACCAAACAUCCCGUCGCCGUCAAAUUGGGCCUGCUUAGCGCCAGUGGCGGCUACGACGCCUACUGCUACCAGUGUAACGACGAAGUGAAAGUACCCCGUAUUGGCGAGUGGCUCGCCACUUUUGGGAUCAAUCUAGCCGAUACAAACGCCACGGAAAAGCUGUUGGUGGAGUUGAACAUCGAACAAAACCUCAAAUGGGAUUUCUCGUUGGACGGGGCUGAUGGCGCUAAAUACCCACCAGUAUUCGGUAAGGACUUCACGGGGAUGGCCAAUUUGGGCAAUCUGUGCUAUUUAAAUUCAGUGGUGCAGUUAUUAUACUCUACCGAGCACUACCGCCAGUUCUUUCUGAAACUUGAGUUUGACACUAUGGUCAGCGAUCCCGCCCACGAUUUGCCCACACAAUUGUAUAAGUUGUAUGAUGGGUUGUGGAACGGUCGGUUCCUGGUCCCCGUGCCUCCUGAGAACUACCAGGCGGGGAUUAAGCCCCACCAGUUCAAACAGCUUAUCGGGGCCAACCACCCGGAGUUCCAGACGAUGAAACAACAGGACGCCUACGAAUUCUUGACCUACUUGGUGGAUACCGUCGACAAACAGUGGGGGCUCGAGCUUAACCGUCCUUUGAAGUUUUUGUGGGGUCAAAAAGUGGUGUGUACUGCCUGUCGCCAUGGCCGCAUUACUGAGGAAUUGGUGGAUACAGUGAUGGUCCCCAUCGUUAAGGGGGAGAAUCGUGGUUUAGUCGAUGGCUUUACGGAACUUCUGACCCCAGAAACCAUUGAAGGAUUCCACUGUGACCAUUGUAAGCAGUCUACCACUGCCAUUACUGCCAAGGGGUUUGUCACUUUCCCUGACUAUUUAGUGGUUGCAGCUCAACGGAUAGCCCUUGAAAACUGGGUCCCCGUCAAAGUGGAAACUCCCAUUGCCGUGCCUUAUACCCUAGAUGUCACCAACUUUGCUGCCCCCGCCAUGGCCGAAGAUGAAGUUGAGCUCGCUCCCGUAGCUUCUGGAGCUAAAGACGACUCUGUGCCUGAGUUCUUGCCCCUGGCGGAUGCUCUCAGCAUGCUUACGGCGAUGGGGUUCCCUGAACCGCGGUGUAUUAAAGGGUUAUACCAUACCGGUAACGCCGAUGCUGAGGCCGCCAUGAACUGGAUCUUAGCCCAUAUGGACGACCCCGAUAUUGAUCAACCGUUGGACUUGAGUAAGAACGCUUCUAGCGGUUCUGGUGGUCCUCAAGUGGAUGCUGAAUUAGUGGCUACCGUCAGUUCGAUGGGGUUCUCGCAACAGCUUGCCACCAAGGCGCUUUAUUUGAAUGGUAACGAUGCGAACGCCGCGGUGGAAUGGUUAUUCGCUCACCCUGAUGAUGAUGGCGUUAUCGACGAAGGUAAACCUCAAAGAGACGUCGCCGCUGAGUGCCGUGAACUCAGAUUAGCGCUUCAAGGUCAAGAUCCGGGUGCGGGACAAUACCGCGUGAAAGCAGUGGUGUGUCAUAAAGGUACGCUGCCUCAUACGGGUCACUACGUGGUGUUUAUUCGUCAAAUUGUUGAUGGUACCGAAAAAUGGGUGUUGUAUAAUGAUGAAAAAGUGGUGGAGAUCACCGACGAUACUGUCGCCGUGGGUGACCCUGAAGAUAUUCGCAACAAUGGGUACAUCUACUUGUUUGAAAAGGUAAAGUAG
This is a messenger RNA of Diutina rugosa, 2343 nucleotides long. RefSeq names its product ubiquitin-specific protease. Gene Ontology annotation, molecular function: protein binding; cysteine-type endopeptidase activity; cysteine-type deubiquitinase activity. Gene Ontology annotation, biological process: protein deubiquitination. Bases 1 to 2343 code for a protein of 780 amino acids. Gene Ontology annotation, cellular component: nucleus; cytosol. NCBI's taxonomy places the organism in Eukaryota, Fungi, Ascomycota, Pichiomycetes, Serinales, Debaryomycetaceae. The transcript has a single exon. The record is from RefSeq and is a predicted model, not a curated record.